GCCGUCAAGCAAGCAGCACACCCGGCGCCCUUCUCGUCAAGCCCACGGUCUGGCCCGAGGUGAGCGAUGCUGGCCCCGCUGCGCCAAGUCUGGCCGAUGGUCCGGCGCGGCCAGCGCGCCAAGAGCACGCUGGUCAGGACGACGCCGCCGCCGGGCAUGAUGCUCGGCCUCAGUGCGUCGCGCGCCGAGACGCGGCCGCUCGUGGCGCUCGAGAGCACCAUCAUCUCGCACGGCCUGCCGUGGCCGCUGAACCUCGAGACGGCGCAGGCAUGCGAGCGCGCCGUGCGCGACGCCGGCGCCGAGCCGGCGACGAUCGCGCUGCUCGACGGUCGCGUGCACGUCGGGCUGUCGCCGCAGCAGCUCGAGCGCGUCGCCCGCUGCGCCGAGGAGGGCAACCGGGAGACGGCGACAAAGACGGGCGAGCGCGACAUUGCUGCCGUGCUGGCACGCGGCGGUAUCGGCGGCACCACCGUCUCGGCCACGCUGCACCUCGCGCGCCUGGCCGAGAUCGAGUUCUUCGCGACCGGCGGCAUCGGCGGCGUGCACCGCGGCGCCGAGACAUCGUUCGACAUCUCGUCUGACCUGACGGCUCUGGCGCGCGCCCAGGGCACGUCGGUCUUCUGCUCCGGCGUCAAGAGCAUUCUCGCCAUCGAGCAGACGCUCGAGUACCUCGAGACGAUGGCGGUGAACGUGAUGAGCUUCAAUCCGACAGGCGAGUUCCCUGCGUUCUACUCGGCGCGGAGCGGCUUCUUCGUGCCGCCCGUCAGGGGGCCGGAAGCGGCAGCGCGCAUCAUCAUGCGCUCGCUCGACGUGCAGCAGCCAGGCGCCAAUCUCUUCGCCGUGCCCAUUCCGGAGAAGUACGAGGCGGCAGGCGAGGCGAUUGCGCGCGCCGUCGAGCAGGCUGUGGCAGAGAGCGUGGCCAACGGCAUGGCGAAGCGCGGCAAGGAGGUGACGCCGUGGCUGCUGAAGCGCGUCGGCGAGCUCAGCACGUCGUCGAAGGAGAGCAACGUGGCGCUCGUCGUCAACAAUGCCCGCGUGGCCGCAGAGACGGCUGUCGAGCUGCAGUGGUUGCGCGGCUCCAAAGACGCCAAAAGCGGCCGAACGUGGAGCAGCCGCCGUGGCGAGAACGGUCUCGUGUUUGGCAAGCCCGGCAUGCCGCUGGUGCGUGCGGCCGGCGACCCCGACGCGCUGUUGUCGCCAGCGCAGCGCGCGGUGAAGUUCGAGCGCGAGUUAGACGCACGCAUGGCGCUCGGCAAGCUGGAACAGGCUGCUGCCUUCGGGGAUGAGAUCGACGAAGAGACUCAACGCAACGCAGAGAAGCUGCAGCAACUGGCUGAGCAAGCAGCCGCUAACAACUACGAAGAGCCCGGUCCGCAAGAAAUCUUAGUCUUCGGCGGCGCCGCUCUCGACUUCACUACGAGAGCACACCCAGACGAGACGGACACACGAGACGCCAUCGAGCCAUCGCUGCGCGAGACACCUCUCGGCGCCGGUCCAAUCUUGGGCGACACGCUGCCCGGGCGCAUGUGGGUGAACGCCGGCGGCGUGGCACGCAACGUCGCCGAGGCGGCCUCUCGUCUCUCGGCUUCACCGGACGCUGUGCAGCUCAUUGCGCCCAUCGCGGAGGACCAGCAAGGCGAGAUGCUGGAGAGUGCAUUGGAGGACGCCGAGAUGCGCACAGACGGCCUCUUCGUCGCGCCGGGCGCCUCUACCGCCACGGCCACGAUGAUGCUCUCGAGCGACGGCAGUCUCUUGAGGGGCAUCAUCGACAUGGACAUCACCGAGCAGCACAUUUUGCCUGCGACGGUGAGCGAGGCACUUGCGCUGCGCAGCCAGGAAGAGAGCCACCUCGUGGCGGCGCUGGACUGCAACGUGUCAGUGCCGACACUGCGCGCAGCCUUCUCGUACAUGACUGGCCGCCACAGCGCCGUGCUGCUGGUGGAGCCGACGUCAGUGGUCAAGAGCCGACGCCUCAUCUCUGCGCUCGUGCCAGUCGCAAGUGAGGAGAAGCAAGAACGGCUCCGCGUGAACAUCUGCACGCCGACGAUGGACGAGCUGCGGGCCAUGUUCCAGGCGGCGUGUGACGAGGGCCUCGUCCAGGCCAAGCGCGAGCAGACGGUCAGAAGCGACGCAAACCCAGAAGGAGCGAUGGCGCUGCAACUGUCGCGUCUCCUUGGCGGUUGCCUCAUGCUGGUCAAGGACGGCGCCAACGGUGUGCUCUCCGCUCGCCGCAUCGACGGCCACGACGAGAUCCUGCACCAUCCCGCGCAAGUUCUGGCGCCCGGCAGCAUCGUCAGCAGCUCUGGCGCCGGCGACACGUUCGCCGGCUGCAUGCUGGCGCUGAGCAAUGAGUCGUUGCGGGAACGCGGCAUGCAUCCCAGCGCCUGGACUCAGGCGCAGCUGAGCGAGGCCAUCGCCAUCAGUCAGCAGGCUGCCUGUCUCUCGCUCGCCUCGUCGUCUGCCAUCUCCUCGGAGCUGGACACUCUGUGGCCGCGGAUCGAGAGCUUCCUGGAUACCGUUGGCUUCCCGAGGGUCCUCGAGUCCCCAGACGACCGGAAGUCCAUCCGAAAGCGCAUGAGUGAAAGGGAGGCUCACCGCAGGAUGCUGCAACGAAUCAAGAGAGAGGCAUGGCUACGAAAGACGCUAGAGGCGAAGAAGCAAGAACGCGCCGACAAGCGCGCAGCGGCCUUGCUUGCGCAGCGCGAGAGCGAGGAGUCGACGUAAAUGCAUCACUGAAGCCCGAGA
Molecule: messenger RNA, 2745 nt
Organism: Tilletiopsis washingtonensis
Lineage: Eukaryota; Fungi; Basidiomycota; Exobasidiomycetes; Entylomatales
Exons: 4
Coding region: 67-2724 (885 amino acids)
Molecular function (GO): pseudouridylate synthase activity
Source: RefSeq, a predicted model, not a curated record